This is a messenger RNA of Microplitis mediator, 3014 nucleotides long. It is a transcript of the gene kar, whose product is annotated as monocarboxylate transporter 10. Gene Ontology annotation, biological process: transmembrane transport. Gene Ontology annotation, molecular function: monocarboxylic acid transmembrane transporter activity. Bases 716 to 2359 code for a protein of 547 amino acids. The transcript has 10 exons. The record is from RefSeq and is a predicted model, not a curated record. NCBI's taxonomy places the organism in Eukaryota, Metazoa, Arthropoda, Insecta, Hymenoptera, Braconidae.
UAAUUGUAAGAGUCGAACAAAUAUAUGUAAUUACAACUGAGUGCGCAUGAACUUGUCAUAUGUAUGUAAUAUAAUAUAUUUGAAUUAAUAUAAUAAUAGUAAUUCAGUGUUGAAAGAUGGAUGUAAACACGAGUUGUAAGUUUACUUUAUUAUUGUAAAGUAUUUACGUGCAAGUGUAAAUUGCAAUACUCUACUGGUAAAUAAUAAUAUAAACAUACGCUGACGUGGGGAGAGACCGCGGGAAAUAAUUUAAAAGAGAGUCAAAUGAGAUUAACUAUUGCGCAUAGUGAUAUCAGUUAGAUUAGGGUGCGAGGAUUUAAGUUUAAUAUGAAGUAAUGAUACUAGUAUAGCAUCUAAUAGUAUCAAGAGAAGAGAAGAGAAGUAAGAGACCGAUGCCGAAGAGAGAGACAGGGCAAUUGGGGGAGGAAGAGAAGGAUAAAGAGACAGAGAUCAUGGUAACACCACGAAUAUAAAACGUCUUGAUAUAUAUAUACGUAUAUAAAUAUAUAUGUGCGACUCGUGUAGUAGAUACUGGGAGGUUUAUUUGCAAGUAGUAGUUUUCAAACGACAAUACAUGCCGCGGUUGGUUCACCGCAGCAGUAGCAUCUCGCAAGCCAGCCAGAAAUAAUCCUUGUGCUCGUGUUCUGUUGCCUACGCAGUGGCAGAUAAAAUUCAUCUGGUGGUUUUUUUUCAUCAGUAAUGUAUAGAGCGAGUCAUGACAGUGACUGAUUAUAAUGAACCAAAUGCUGAUUUAGACAGCACAAUGGCUCUCGACGACACAAAACGUUCAGCAGUUACUGGAGUUACAAAUAAUAAAGACGAAUCGGAUAAAUUUAAUAGUAAUCAUGAUCAGGAAGAACGUAAUCCAUUCAUUGAACAGCAAUCUGUUGGUUUUUUAACGGAUGAAUACAAGUCGAAAAAUUAUUUCAGUAGCCAAAAUAACUCUAGGCUGAAGGAUGCUGCUUUUAAGGAAGAUAAAGUUUCAGCCAAUCAGAAUAAUCCACCCGAUGGUGGAAUUCGCGCUUGGAUGAUUUUACUUGGGAGUUUUAUUAUCAAUGGGGUUUUAUUCAGUAUUAUUAAUUCGUAUUCUUUGAUGCAAGUUCAGCUUACGGAAAAAUUAAAAGAUCUUGGGGUAACUAGUGCUGAAGCUAAAGCAUCGCUCGUUGGUUCGCUCACAAUAGGAACGACUUUUUUUUUAUCACCAAUUGCUGGUAUCCUAACUGAUAAAAUAGGUAUACAAUUAACAACAUUUAUUGGUGGGUUAUUAGCAUUUGCUGGGAUGUUAUUGUCUUCAAUAUAUUGUGAAGAUGUGGUAAUAUUAUGUUUAACUUAUGGUAUUAUGUAUGGAACGGGCGCAAGUUUAGCAUACACACCAAGUUUAGUAAUUUUGGGGCACUAUUUCAAACGCCGCCUGGGUCUUGCCAAUGGGAUCGUAACUGCUGGAAGCUCGGUAUUUACAUCAAUAAUGCCCUAUGUAAUGAGCGCAUUACUCGAUAGCUUUGGAAUGGUCGGAGCUUUUAGAAGCCUGGCUGUACUUACUCUAAUCAUAAUGUUGUGCGCGGUUCUUUUCAAACCCAUAUCAAUAAAAGAAAAAUCAUCUGUUAAAGACAAAUCAAGUUAUCAAGAUCCGAAAUCUAAAAAAGCUACGAUCAACUUAUCAAUUUGGAAAAAAAAACGUUACGUUGUUUGGGCUAGUGCUAUUCCACUAGCAUUAUUUGGUUACUUUGUGCCAUAUGUUUAUAUCGGAUCAUUUGUAAUUAAAAGUUUUGGAAAAGAAUUUAAUACAAAAGUUCCAGUAAUGUGUAUUGGAAUAACAUCAGGAGUUGGUAGAUUAGUAUUUGGUUACGUCGCUGAUUUACCGCGAAUCAAUAGAAUUUUAUUACAACAGAUAUCAUUUAUCAGUAUUGGAAUACUUACAAUGCUUUUACCAUUAACUCCACCAUACUAUUCAGCUUUAGUAGUGAUCUCUCUCGGAUUUGGGCUAUUUGAUGGAUGCUUUAUAUCAUUAUUAGGUCCAAUAGCGUUUGAUAUUUGCGGUAAAAGUGGCGCGACUCAAGCUAUUGGAUUUUUAUUGGGGAUAUGUUCAAUACCAUUGACUGCUGGCCCACCGAUUGGCGGCUUAUUAAUGGACUACACAGGUUCAUAUACGUUGACGUUUGUUCUGGCUGGUAUUCCCCCAAUAAUUGGAGCGAUUGUAAUGUUUGCUAUCAAUUGCGUAAAAGAAGACAAAGUUGAAGAUCCAGAUAAAUUAGAAGAUGGAUCUAUAAAUGCUGAUUGUUGUCUUGAUGGAAUAGCAAAAAAAGGAUUUGGUUCCAUAUCAAGACUCAGCGGUGGCAGUGUUCAAUUGGAAGAAGAUUAACGAUUGGAUUUAUUAUCAUGUUAAGAAGUUAUGGCACACGGAACCUGCUGCACCUUGCGAUAUCGAUUAAAGUCUACAACUUUACAAUACGCGAGGAUACUUAAUGCUAUUUUUCACCGUUUGCUCAAUAUUUUAAAUUCCUUAUUAAUUGCCGCAUUUAUUUUCAUUACUUUAAAACUCUACUUGAGUUUUAGUUUUUUUUUAUUUCUUAUUAAGUUCUGUUCUAUGCAUUAUUUAUAAAAUUUAUACUAGAUCGGUAUCAAUAAUUUUUUUUUAAAUAUUCCAUUGUUGAUAAAAAGAAUUAUUUAAUACUGUUAUAAAUUUUCAUGACAUAUAUAUAUAAAUCAAAUGAAUUAUCACACUGUAAAAAAUUUGGAGUGAAUUCGGAGUCAUUACGUUCAUUUCCAUCCGCAUUCACUCUGAUUCGGAGUUUUAAUUUAAAUUUUACUCCGGAUUUAAUCUGCAAAUUUUUUACAGUGCAUAUAUUUAUAGUCUAAUGCACAAAGAAUUUUUAAAAAUCAAAGUACAAAAUAUUUUUUUAUUUCAAAAAUUAUUUUUGUAGAUUCAAAUAUAUAUAUAAUUAAAAAAAAAAUUAACAAUAAUUAUGGGAAUAAAUAAUUAAUAAUAAAAAUGGGGAUAUAUAAAUAUAAGUACU